Messenger RNA from Vicia faba (fava bean), 1260 nucleotides. NCBI's taxonomy places the organism in Eukaryota, Viridiplantae, Streptophyta, Magnoliopsida, Fabales, Fabaceae. The record is from the annotation of a GenBank genome assembly.
AUGGCCGCUUCUUCUCUUCUCAGAUCCGCGAUCGUUUCUUCACAUUACUCCUCCGAUCGCUCUCAGGCACUUCGCAAUGCCUCAAGUGUUAGUUCAAAUUCUAUGAGGUUACAAAGCAGCAUAUUUGGAACUUCAUUUCCAUGUGAUCCAUUAGUCUUACAGAACUGCAAUGCCCGGGGCAUUCAGCCUAUCAGCGCUACAGCAACGGAAAUCCCUCUCCCUGUGCAAAAAUCAAGCAGCACUGAGAAGACCAGAGUUGGAAUAAAUGGUUUUGGUAGAAUUGGAAGGUUGGUGUUACGUGUAGCUACUUCACGGGAUGAUAUUGAUGUUGUUGCAAUUAAUGAUCCUUUUAUUGAUGCUAAAUAUAUGGCUUACAUGUUCAAGUAUGAUUCUACUCAUGGACCAUUCAAGGGAACUAUUAAGGUUUUGGAUGACACUACUUUGGAAAUUAAUGGGAAGCAGGUUAAAGUUGUGAGCAACAGAGAACCCGUGGAGAUCCCUUGGGGUGAUUUCGGUGCUGACUAUGUCAUAGAGUCUUCAGGAGUUUUUACAACAUUAGAGAAAGCUUCAUCACAUUUGAAGGCUGGUGCCAAGAAAAUUAUAAUAUCGGCUCCAUCUGCUGAUGCACCAAUGUUUGUGGUAGGAGUGAACGAGAAGACAUACAAGCCCAGCAUGGACAUUGUUUCUAAUGCAAGCUGUACAACGAAUUGUCUUGCUCCUCUUGCCAAGGUGGUUCACGAAGAGUUUGGUAUAAUUGAGGGUUUGAUGACAACUGUGCAUGCAACAACAGCAACACAAAAGACCGUAGAUGGUCCUUCAAUGAAGGAUUGGAGAGGGGGAAGAGGUGCAGCUCAAAAUAUAAUUCCAAGUUCAACUGGUGCUGCAAAGGCUGUUGGAAAAGUUCUUCCUGAGCUAAAUGGAAAACUCACUGGAAUGGCUUUUCGUGUUCCUACUCCUAAUGUUUCUGUCGUGGACUUAACCUGCCGACUUCAAAAGAAUGCUUCCUAUGAAGAUGUUAAAGCAGCAAUAAAGCGUGCUUCAGAGGGACAACUGAAGGGAAUUCUUGGAUACACAGAUGAGGAUGUUGUCUCUAAUGACUUUGUUGGUGAUUCAAGGUCGAGUAUCUUUGAUGCUAAGGCCGGGAUUGGGCUUAGUAAGUCCUUUGUGAAGCUGGUCUCAUGGUAUGACAAUGAGUGGGGUUAUAGCAACCGAGUGUUGGACCUUGUAGGGCACAUGGCAUUGGUGGGAGCCCAAAAUUGA